Messenger RNA from Micropterus salmoides (largemouth bass), 2395 nucleotides. Its product is annotated as tumor necrosis factor receptor superfamily member 5. Gene Ontology annotation, biological process: positive regulation of endothelial cell apoptotic process; positive regulation of blood vessel endothelial cell migration; positive regulation of canonical NF-kappaB signal transduction. Lineage: Eukaryota; Metazoa; Chordata; Actinopteri; Centrarchiformes; Centrarchidae. Gene Ontology annotation, cellular component: membrane; CD40 receptor complex; external side of plasma membrane. The transcript has 8 exons. The record is from RefSeq and is a predicted model, not a curated record. The coding region runs from base 387 to 1331 and encodes 314 amino acids. Gene Ontology annotation, molecular function: transmembrane signaling receptor activity; CD154 receptor binding; antigen binding.
AGACUGAGACUGAGAGACGGAGGGGAAAACAGCACAGCAGAUAAGGGUCAUUGGGGUUUUCCAUUGUGUAGGAUUAGAAAAGACAUGAGAAGUAGGUAAGGCAGAGUGAGGGGGGGAACAAAUCUGUAGUCACAAACGAUCAGACAGCAGAAAGAGAGUGGAGACAGAAGAAUGUGAGCAGUGAAUGAGUGAACGUCAGAAAAAGAGAAAGGGUAAAGAGAUCGAACCUCGAGUCAUAAAUAGCUGUCAUUUCCAAGGUUAGCAGUAGGUCCAGAGGAAGAGUGUACAGGAAGACUUUAGAGGUUGUACAGGUUGUUUUAGUCUUGAGCUUAGAUAUUUUACACACAGGUGGAGGACUGUAAUCGAAUGGGAAAGAAAUAGCUAAGAUGAAUUGCACAAAAGAGCAGUUCAACAGUAAAGAUGGGAGAUGCUGUGAUCAAUGCCAUGCAGGAUCAUACAUGGUAGCUGAAUGUAGCGGCACAACGAAGACCAAGUGUGCUGAAUGUGGACGUAAAGGCUACACAGCCACAAAAAAUCACUUGUCUAACUGUCGUCAAUGCAAGAUCUGCAGUCCUACUAAUAAUCAGAGGACAGUAAAGGACUGUACAACUAAGGAGGACACAGUAUGUGAGUGUGUGACUGGUUUCUACUGCAGUAAUGUUGACUGUGACCAUUGCCUGCAAGUGAAAGACUGUCCUAUGGGUGAAGGGGUCAAGAUGAAAGCCACUCGCACAAACAAUACAGUGUGUGCUCUGUGUAUAGAAGGGACCUAUAGCAACGUCACAGACUUCAACUCACCCUGUCAAACACAUACCAGAUGUGAGGAUAUUGGAAGAGUGUUGAAAACUCCGGGAACCCGAACAAGUGAUGCUAUCUGCGGUAACUUCAAAUCUCAUUGUCACUGGAUGUUGCCCGCAAGCCUGUGGUCAGGACUCGUGUUGACUGCACUCAUUGUGUUUGGUCUCAUCUGCUGGAGAGCAAAACGCAAGUCAGACAAAGCAGCCAGAUCGAGUCCUCCUGUUACCUUCAUUAACCUGGUUCCUGCAGCACCUGUCAGUCCGCUGAAGCUGCCCUUACCGCCCACAGAGCUGAACGGUUACUGCCAAGAGAGCUGCACUGUAGACGGCUGCGAUUUACCAAUAUUUAACCCAGACGAUAAUGUGGUCAGUUGCACACAAGACAGUGUGGACAGCUGCCUUCCUAUAACACCACUGAAGGCUUCAGUUUCAUUCGCUGAAUCCAACCACAUCAAUGGAAGUGCUGGAUACAGCACCAGCAACUUCCUCAGGACCUACUCAGAGCCACAGGAGGACGAGUGGUGUGGGACAUAAUCAAGCAAAUAUUGCCGUAACAGUAUACUGAUGGAGCUCCUUCUGCGACAUGGAGAUACUGCAACUAUAAACUGGAUCUAUUUAUACCAAAGAGAGAAAAAGAGAGUAGGGUUUCUCUUGUUCAGGAGACUUGAGGCUGGCUGAUGGUUUACUGUCCACUGCAGGACACUGGUGAGAGUUUCAGCUGCAUACAAAAUGAAACUGACAGCUAAAACAUUUUUUUAAACCACUGGUGUAGCUUAGUAUUUGAGUCAUUUCCUUUGAUGUGAAUUAGUUUUAUAGAUGCUUCGCAAGUCAAGGCAGCACUGUCUGAUUUUUUACAGCUCUGUGGAUUUAUUUAAGCCUGUUGAUAUUUUUUUCUUAUGUUUAGACAAAUCCCAUGAAAAGGCCAAAACCAACAAUGGAUGUAUCCUAUCAACAAGUAUGUAUGUGUAGUCAAAGCCUGAUGUAGCGUGUUCCUCUGUGCCAUAGAGCUCCAUUGUCAAAAAAUUAUUAUUAUUAUUUUUUAAAUACAGCGAGUCACUCUGUUGCACAGUGUAGCUUGUUCCUUCAUUUCCAUGAACACUGUAGUUUCUUUUGAGUCAACGCGCAUUAGAAAAUAGUGCUCCAUUUUCUACUGUUUGAUUAAACUGCUAAAAACUGCAGUGUUCAGCAAUUUUAUUUAUUUGCAGCCUGUUUUUAAAAAAGUACAUCUGUGUAAGAAUGAAUGGGCCUGAGGUUCGAGUGCCACAGACAUGGUAGAUUGUCAGAAAUUUAAAGGACUAAAACACCACUGGACCUUUUGUGGGAUUUGUUGACAAUAAGAAACACUGUGGUCCUUCCUUUACUGUAAACUAUAUCUUUGUAAUUAUAUUUGAAAGGUUGUUAAUUGUAACUUAUAUUGUUCCAGCAGGUUGAGAAUUGUACAUGAAAACUAGUUUAACGCCAACAAAAAUCUGUCCAUUUUUUUUUAAGUACAUACUAAUGUAAAUUUUGACCACUGAAUUUUCUGUAUUUAUAAAACUAUAGAAACUUUACAACAUGCAGCAGCACACUCAUGUGGUGUAUUAAAGAUGCAGCAAUGA